This is a messenger RNA of Rhopalosiphum padi (bird cherry-oat aphid), 1385 nucleotides long. Its product is annotated as carnosine N-methyltransferase. Gene Ontology annotation, molecular function: S-adenosylmethionine-dependent methyltransferase activity. The record is from RefSeq and is a predicted model, not a curated record. The transcript has 8 exons. Lineage: Eukaryota; Metazoa; Arthropoda; Insecta; Hemiptera; Aphididae. The coding region runs from base 16 to 1299 and encodes 427 amino acids.
UGAUAUUUUUUUCAUAUGGCGGAAAAGGAAAAGAUAAACAAACAAAAGACGUAUCUACUUAAAAUGGAUUUUUGUCACACAGAUGAAGAGAACAUAGAAGAAGAAAAAAAGAGCUUCCAAAGAAUAAUAACAGCAUUUAUGUUCUAUAGAAUUCAUUCUCUAAGCCGACUUACCAAGACCAUAAACUACUUGAAAUCAUUACCAGAACAACAUCAAAGACUAUUGAUUAACUACAGUAACAGUUUGGAAACUAUAAGACAUUGCGUAGAUUAUAAUUAUAAUGUUAUAUUAGAAAUGAUUAAAGAUACUGCAUAUUUAUUUGAAAAUCAAAAUACUCCUAGUCUAGAUGGUUGGCAUUCAACUGAUAAGUACACACCAAUUGAAUCUGAUUUGGAAAAAGUUCAAUCAACUCUGAAACAGUUUGUACGAGAUUGGAGCACUGAAGGAAUAGAAGAACGUAACACUUGUUAUAAACCUAUAAUUGAUGAGAUUUUAAAAGAAUUUCCAUUAGAAUCUGUUACAGCAUCUGAAAUUAAAAUUUUGGUACCUGGUGCUGGUCUUGGAAGAUUGGUAUUUGAAAUUGCCAAAUUAGGAUAUACAAGUCAAGGAAAUGAGUUUUCUGUGUUCAUGUUAAUAGCAUCAAAUUUUGUUUUGAAUAGAUGUCGAGGUGUUAAUAUGUAUGUUCUUUAUCCGUGGAUUCAUCAGUGUGAUAAUAAUUUAGAAACUGAACAUCAAAUGCAAUGUAUUUCAUUUCCUGAUAUCAAUCCAGCCAAAGAGUUACCACAAAGUGCUCAUAUAUCAAUGGCUGCUGGUGAUUUUUUACAAGUUUACACAGAUAAAGACGAAUGGAAUUGUAUUGCCACAUGUUUUUUUAUUGAUUGUGCCAAUAAUAUAGUUGCAUUUAUUGAAACUAUUUAUAAAAUACUUAAGCCUGGUGGCAUAUGGGUUAACUUAGGGCCAUUAUUAUAUCAUUAUAGUAAUGUGUUUGACCAAAAUUCUAUUGAACCAAGUUACCAAGUUAUUAAAGAAGUAAUUAAAGGGAUUGGUUUUCGGUUUGAAAAAGAAAUUUUAAAUGUGCCCACAAAAUAUGCACAAAAUCCACAGUCAAUGUUACAAUACGAGUACAAAAGUGUAUAUUUUGUGUGUCGCAAACCUAAAUUUCCAUUAUCAUUAGAACCGUCAACAUCUGAUAAUGAAAUUAACGAAAACGGAAUAGAUUUCCCACUUAAUGAUGAAGAAGUCUGCUCAAACGAUUUCAGUGGUGAUAAUGAUGGUCAUGAUGCAGAAGAAACCAAUUGAAAACUCAAUCGAUUAAGACUUAAUUUUUUAAUAUUAAGAUAUUUUUGUGAUGAUAAUAAAUAAUAAUAUUAAUAUUGUAAGGCAAA